AGGUCCUUGUUGUUGCCCUUAAGCAGCGGUGGAAAGGUUGCCGGAUGAAAAUCAUCUAAUGGUGCCGGUUCUUCCUUUGUGUGCAUGACCUGUUGCAUCCAUAGCUGGGCAAACUGGGCAUAAUAAGCCCUCAGCGCAUGUCUGACCUGGCACGAUUUUGAAGCACGUUGAAUGGGUGCAGCACUCUCUUGAUGGACUGGAUUGUUGGGAAGACAAAGACAUAAUGAAGUUUAAUUGGAGGAGCGAUCCUAUAUGAUCCUGUCAUGUUUUUUUGCUAAUGAACUAAAUCUUCUAAAUGGGCAGGAUUUCCACACGAAAUGACUUGGGUUUUUACUAGUGUCCAAACAUGUUUAACCGAAAGCAUGGUUGAGUGAUACUGCGCAGCUGUUUCGCCAACCUGGAUCAAGCAGCGCCUUGCAGUGUUGACAGUUGCAAAUUGUAGCAGUUCACAAUUCGGCAGAAUCAUCCCAAGGUUGAUGUCCUGGCAACAGAGGGGCAUGCUUUUGGCUUGUAGAAGGCUCGCCUUUCAGCAUGCCAAAGUUUGUGGCCAUGCAUCUCAACGGGCUGCCGUCCCAGGCGGCUUGAGAGCGGCGUUGCAUGUGGAAACCAAGUCAUGUGCUGCUGGUUGGCCCCUCUCUACAUCCCUUUGUUUCUUUCACAAGCGUAACAGCGCCCAUGAUGCCUUUUCACUCCCACAGCAGGCUUGCGUGUUCAUAGCGCUGCUGCCAAAAGGGGUCAUGUGGUAGUGAACACAACAGAGCGCUUGGUUGUUGAACCAACAGAGGAGGAGAAGUGGCUUGCUUAAAGUCGCAGGUGACAGCAAGGAAGGACAUUGGCAGAAGCUGUUUGACGAGUAUUCGGGGUCUAGUCCAAUUGUGCUCAAUGCUGCGAUGCACGCAGCUCUGAAAAAGAGGGACUACGAGGAAGGCCUCAAAAUCUACAAAAGGGUCAGACACAUGACAUUGCCGACGUAUACAAUCUCCAUGAAGCUCCUUGGGAAGCUUGGGCAACAUGAUGAAGUCGAACGACGCUGGAGACAGUUGGUUGAGUACGACCUGGUUGACCAACCUGCAGCUGGAGGACGCAUUGAUGCAGCGGCAGACAAUGGAGACAUUCAAGCAGCUGUACGGGUUCUUGACUACAUGAAGGAAAAAUGUAUUGAAGCAACCACACUGCACUUUUCAUCAGCAAUCAACGCUUGUGCCAACAGCCAAGAUUCAAAUCGAGCCAAAGCAGCUCAAGGGUUUUUUGAUGAGAUGUUGCGGACUGGUUUGAAGCCGAAUAUUGUGACAUAUGCAAACGUGCUUCGUGCGUUCCGACAAGAACCAAGGCAACGUUUGCUGAAUCUGCUGGUGCAUAUGAAAGAACAGCAUGUGGAAGCAAACGUAGUGUUUGCGGAGACGUUUCUUUUCAUUUUCCUCCGGUCACCUCACAAAGGGGGCUGGACCAAUGUGGAUGUCAUUGCUUCACAUCUUCGGAAAUUGUCCCAGGCCGAUCUAGAGGCUGCAAAGGGCUUUAUUGAUGAGCUCAAGGGCACAAAGGUCGAAUUGAACAAGUCCUGCAGGCUGAUCGCGGCCGCUGUUCGACUUGUCCUGCACGAAGCCCGCAGUGUUGUGGGUCGUAGACGUCACGCAGAAGAGGCCGCGGAGAAGAGAUCUUGAAUCUUCUUCAGCGCAUGCCCAGUCAGGAUUUCAUCCAAUUACGAAAAAAGCAGCGCGUGCAGAUUGAGGCUGUGUAGGUGACAACGAACGUGCACGAACGUGCACGUAAGGUGCCCACAGGUCUCCAAGGUGCCCACUGGUCUCAGGUCCCAAAGUCUUACUGUUCCACUUAUUUGACUCUUGUGUUUGCCAGGUCCUUGGAAGGGCAUGUGC
This is a messenger RNA of Durusdinium trenchii, 1874 nucleotides long. NCBI's taxonomy places the organism in Eukaryota, Dinophyceae, Suessiales, Symbiodiniaceae. The record is from the annotation of a GenBank genome assembly.